UAGCAAUGAAAAUGUUCGAGAUUUCCAAGUUGUUUUCCCUGCGAAGACCACAAGGUAGCAGCAAGAUGGAUCGCUACGAGAAGUUGAGUCGGCUGGGCGAGGGCUCCUACGGUGUGGUCUACAAGUGUCGGGAUCGGGAGACAGGAGCUCUGGUUGCGGUCAAGAGGUUUGUGGAGUCUGAGGACGAUCCAGCCAUAAGGAAAAUAGCACUGCGAGAGAUAAGGCUACUCAAGAACCUCAAGCAUCCAAACCUGGUCUCCCUUCUGGAAGUGUUCCGUCGCAAGCGUCGCCUGCACUUGGUCUUCGAGUUCUGUGAACUUACAGUACUCCAUGAGCUGGAGCGGCAUCCGCAGGGCUGUCCCGAGCACCUGACCAAACAGAUCUGCUAUCAAACUCUGCUGGGUGCCUAUUGCCAUAAGCAGGGCUGCCUGCCGGACAUCAAGCCUGAGAAUAUUUUGCUAACUGCACAGGGUCAGGUGAAGCUCUGCGACUUUGGCUUUGCCCGAAUGCUUAGUCCUGGGGAGAACUACACGGACUAUGUGGCCACCAGAUGGUAUCGGGCGCCAGAACUCCUCGUGGGUGACACACAAUAUGGCACACCCGUGGAUGUAUGGGCCAUUGGCUGCCUCUUUGCGGAACUGGUGCGUGGAGAGGCCCUGUGGCCAGGACGCAGUGAUGUGGAUCAGCUCUACCUAUCCGCAAGCCUCGGCGACCUGCUGCCACGUCACAUCCAGAUCUUCGGGCAGAAUGAGUACUUUAAGGGAAUCACAUUGCCAGUGCCGCCUACGCUGGAGCCGCUGGAAGAUAAGAUGCCGCCCAAGUCAUUGCAGAACCCGCUGACCAUAGACUUUCUGCGCAAGUGUCUUGACAAGGAUCCGGCCAAGCGUUGGUCCUGCGACAAGCUGAUCAAGCACUCCUACUUCGAGGACUACAUAGCCAAGCAGCGGGAGCAGGAGCAUGUCACCAGCCUGGAGGCGGCCAAUCAUCGCCAGCAGCAGCUCGCCUCCCAGCAAUUUAUGUUGGCCACGGCAGCCCAGCAGCUGCAGACGGGGCCAGCUCAGGCGGCAGCCAUUGCAGCGGCCCGUGAUAAAUCAAAGACUUCAAACACCUCAUUGCCGUUGCUUCCGAGCACACAGCAUCAUCAUCAUCCGCAUCAGGACUAUGUGAAGCUGCAGCCGCUGAACAAGAAUGCUAACCUCCUUCAUCGCACCGAGCAUCAUCUGCCCACAAUCUGAGGCGGAAAUUGUAAUUAAGAACUGUC
Molecule: messenger RNA, 1261 nt
Organism: Drosophila serrata
Lineage: Eukaryota; Metazoa; Arthropoda; Insecta; Diptera; Drosophilidae
Product: cyclin-dependent kinase-like 1
Biological process (GO): protein phosphorylation
Cellular component (GO): nucleus
Molecular function (GO): ATP binding; protein serine/threonine kinase activity
Source: RefSeq, a predicted model, not a curated record